CGCUCAGACAGUUAUCGUGUGGCCACCACCCAAGACAAACAUGACGAUUCUUCACCCAAGAAGAGCAAAGCCCAGCAGAAGAGUCGGGAUCUGGAUGAUCUCAAGAAGGAAGUGGCGAUGACAGAGCACAAAAUGUCCAUUGAGGAAGUCUGCCGGAAAUACAACACAGAUUGUGUGCAGGGUCUGACCCACAGCAAAGCCCAAGAGAUCCUGGCCCGCGAUGGCCCCAAUGCUCUCACCCCACCCCCAACCACUCCGGAAUGGGUCAAGUUCUGUCGUCAGCUCUUCGGAGGUUUCUCCAUCCUCUUGUGGAUCGGUGCCAUACUUUGCUUCCUCGCCUACGGCAUCCAGGCAGGAACCGAAGACGAUCCUUCAGGAGACAAUUUGUACCUGGGUAUUGUAUUGGCAGCUGUGGUCAUCAUCACCGGCUGCUUCUCCUACUACCAAGAGGCCAAAAGCUCUAAGAUUAUGGAAUCCUUCAAGAAUAUGGUGCCCCAGCAAGCUCUGGUGAUCAGAGAAGGGGAGAAAAUGCAACUCAACGCGGAGGACGUAGUGGUUGGAGAUCUGGUCGAGGUGAAAGGAGGAGAUCGAGUCCCGGCUGACCUAAGGAUCAUCUCGGCUCACGGUUGCAAGGUGGAUAACUCUUCCCUGACGGGUGAAUCCGAGCCUCAGACCCGUUCUCCAGAUUGUACCCACGACAAUCCUCUCGAGACCAGGAAUAUCACCUUUUUCUCUACCAACUGCGUCGAAGGCACAGCACGUGGAGUUGUCAUUGCCACCGGCGACCGGACAGUGAUGGGUCGAAUUGCCACCUUGGCUUCGGGCCUGGAAGUUGGCAAGACCCCCAUCGCUCGAGAGAUCGAGCAUUUCAUCCAGCUGAUCACAGGCGUGGCUGUCUUUCUGGGCGUCUCCUUCUUCGUGCUCUCUCUCAUUUUGGGCUACUCAUGGCUGGAAGCUGUCAUUUUCCUGAUUGGCAUCAUCGUGGCCAAUGUCCCCGAAGGACUCUUGGCUACAGUCACAGUGUGUCUGACCUUGACCGCCAAACGCAUGGCUCGCAAGAACUGCUUGGUGAAGAACUUGGAAGCUGUGGAGACCUUGGGUUCCACCUCUACCAUCUGCUCGGACAAGACAGGGACCCUGACUCAGAACCGAAUGACUGUUGCUCACAUGUGGUUUGACAACCAGAUCCAUGAGGCUGAUACCACCGAGGAUCAAUCUGGCACGGCCUUUGAUAAGAGCUCCGCCACCUGGGUGGCCUUGUCUCAUAUUGCUGGGCUUUGCAACCGAGCAGUCUUCAAGGGAGGUCAAGAAAAUGUGCCCAUCCUCAAGCGCGACGUAGCAGGAGAUGCUUCGGAAUCGGCCCUCUUGAAAUGCAUCGAGCUGUCGUCUGGAUCGGUGAAGCUGAUGAGGGAGAAGAACAAAAAAGUGGCAGAAAUCCCCUUCAAUUCCACCAAUAAAUACCAGCUCUCAAUUCACGAGACAGAAGAUCCCAACGAUAACCGCUACCUGCUGGUGAUGAAGGGGGCCCCUGAGCGUAUCCUGGACCGAUGCUCCACCAUUCUGUUCCAAGGCAAAGAACAGCCUCUUGAUGAAGAAAUGAAGGAAGCUUUUCAGAAUGCCUACCUGGAGCUGGGAGGACUUGGAGAGAGGGUGCUCGGUUUCUGCCACUAUUACUUGCCUGAAGAGCAGUAUCCCAAAGGGUUCGCCUUUGACUGCGACGAUGUCAACUUUUCCACCGACAACCUCUGCUUUGUGGGACUCAUGUCCAUGAUUGACCCGCCCCGUGCUGCUGUGCCCGAUGCCGUGGGCAAAUGCCGAAGUGCUGGCAUCAAGGUGAUCAUGGUAACAGGUGACCAUCCCAUCACAGCUAAAGCCAUCGCCAAAGGUGUUGGAAUUAUCUCUGAGGGAAAUGAGACAGUGGAAGACAUUGCUGCCCGGCUAAACAUUCCUGUCAGUCAAGUCAACCCCAGAGAUGCCAAGGCCUGUGUGAUCCAUGGGACAGAUUUGAAAGACAUGGCUACGGAGCAAAUUGAUGAAAUCCUACAGAAUCACACCGAGAUCGUCUUUGCCCGUACUUCUCCACAGCAGAAACUCAUCAUUGUGGAAGGUUGCCAAAGACAGGGUGCAAUUGUGGCCGUGACUGGGGAUGGCGUCAAUGACUCACCUGCCCUGAAGAAGGCUGACAUUGGGGUCGCCAUGGGCAUCGCUGGCUCGGAUGUCUCCAAACAGGCUGCUGACAUGAUUCUCCUGGAUGACAAUUUUGCCUCUAUUGUUACUGGAGUUGAAGAAGGACGCCUAAUUUUUGACAACCUGAAGAAAUCCAUCGCCUACACCUUGACCAGCAACAUCCCAGAAAUUACUCCUUUUCUGCUCUUCAUCAUGGCCAACAUCCCGCUGCCUCUGGGCACCAUCACUAUCCUUUGCAUUGACUUGGGGACUGAUAUGGUACCUGCCAUCUCCUUGGCUUACGAAGCAGCUGAGAGUGACAUCAUGAAGCGUCAGCCCCGAAACCCCAGGACUGACAAGCUGGUGAAUGAACGUCUCAUCAGUAUGGCCUACGGGCAGAUUGGAAUGAUUCAGGCUCUGGGAGGGUUCUUCUCCUAUUUUGUGAUCUUGGCUGAGAACGGGUUCCUGCCCUCUAUUUUGGUUGGCAUCCGUCUUACAUGGGACAACCGGGCAAUCAAUGACCUGGAGGAUUCAUAUGGGCAGCAGUGGACUUACGAGCAACGCAAAGUGGUGGAAUUCACCUGCCAUACCGCCUUCUUUGUCAGCAUCGUGGUGGUGCAGUGGGCUGACCUGAUUAUUUGCAAAACCAGAAGGAAUUCCGUCUUCCAGCAAGGCAUGAGAAACAAGAUCCUCAUUUUCGGCCUCUUUGAGGAGACUGCCUUAGCCGCCUUCUUAUCCUACUGCCCCGGUAUGGAUGUGGCUCUCAGAAUGUAUCCUUUGAAGCCCAGCUGGUGGUUCUGCGCUUUUCCGUACAGUUUCGUCAUUUUUGUGUAUGAUGAAAUCCGUAAACUCAUAUUGCGCCGUAACCCUGGAGGAUGGGUGGAGAAAGAGACCUACUACUGAUUCUCUUCCUGUGUCCACUGCUGGUUGCCUCCCCUGUUGGGGGGAAAUCUUGACCCUCCCAAAUUAGCCCC
Messenger RNA from Pseudonaja textilis, 3140 nucleotides. Lineage: Eukaryota; Metazoa; Chordata; Lepidosauria; Squamata; Elapidae. The record is from RefSeq and is a predicted model, not a curated record.